UGCCGCGUGACAGCAGAAAGCGGAAGUUACCGGAGAGGAGCAGCGGGUACGGGUGAGACAUCAGCUAUGUGGUUCCUGCUUGUUCUUCUUCCCCUCGCUGUCCGGCUGGCAAACGCAGUGGACAAUGAAUGGGUACAUCUUCCCAAUAAAUGUGAAGUCUGUAAAUACGUUGCCGUGGAGCUGAAAUCCUCAUUUGAAGAGACAUCACGGAGAAGUGAAGUGAUUGAUACUCACUAUGGCUUUAUAGAUGGUACCAAGAAGCAAACUAAGAUCAAGUACACAAAUUCGGACAUCCGUCUGAUAGAAGUCACUGAAGGCCUCUGCCAAAGACUGCUGGAGUACAAUCUUCACAAGGAACGUUCUGGAAGUAACCGUUUUGCCAAGGGAAUGUCAGAAACCUUCCAGACCUUGCAUCACCUUGUUCAUAAGGGUGUGAAAGUUGUGAUGGACAUACCGUAUGAGCUGUGGAAUGAAACGUCUGCUGAGGUGGCUGAUAUGAAGAAGCAGUGUGAUUUCCUGAUAGAGGAGUUUGAAGAUGUCAUCGAAGACUGGUAUCGGCAUCACCAGCAAGAGGACCUUACUGACUUUCUAUGUGCGCAACACGUCCUGAAAGGGCAAGACAAAAGCUGCCUAUCUGAGAUGUGGGCUGGUAAGAAAGGGGACCCUGGACCUUCAUCUGGGAAGAAGAAAACCAAAAAAGGAGAGAAAAAGAAAUCCAAGAAGGCAGCAAAAGACUCAAAUGGUAAGCGCAAUAAUGGAGCAAUCCCCGAGAAAAUGGAAGCUCUGGAGACUAAGCUUCCUCAAAGCAGAUCUAGUGACGAGCUCUGACACUGCCUCCAGCUGGAAAGAAAUUGGACUGGUUAAGAUGGCGCCUUCAACCUAGGCACGAUGCCUCUGGGUUCUAUUCCCUGCAUAUCCCUGUUAUUGAUAACACUGCCUCCUUCCUAUUUAAGUCAGCUGGUUUUAUGGAAGGAUACGGGAAGAACGGUGAAGACCAUAUGCACAUCAUGUCUAGGCUCUGAGGAUGGACCCCAUAGAUCAGGCAUGCUCAACCUACGGUCCUCCAGCUGUUGUAAAACUACAACUCUCACAAUUCCCUGCUGUAGGCUGUUCGGGCAUGCUGGGAGUUGUAGUUUUGCAACAGCUGGAGGGCUGGAGGUUGAGCAUGCCUGCUAUAGAUAAUAUAUGUAAUUACUCUGAAGUGCUGAUUCUGUUUUUAGAUUCUCUGACUUAAAGUGACUGGCCAUCUUUUUUUCUACAUAGGUCAGUAUUUAUGUGCUGGCAUAUAAUGAAGUUCUGUUUGCUUUCACUCACCACUAGGGGGAGCUUGUUGUAUAUUGUUAUGCAAUUGAAUUAAAACCAUAAACGGUAUGCAGUAAGCUCCCUCUAGUGGUGACUGCAGACAUACAGAAAUUAAGUAUAUAAAGGGGUUUCCGGUUACAUCACAUUAUCCCCUAUCCACAGGAUAGGGAAUAACUUUCAGAUCAGUUGGUUCCAACCACUGGGACUUGCACUAAUCACUAGAAUAUGGGCUCUGUACUCUGCUAGGACCUCAAAAAUAAAUGGAGCAGCAGCAGAUCAAGAAUACACACUGCCGUUCCAUUCAUCUCUAUAGUACUGCCAGAAAGAGCCGAGCACUUGUACUUGGCUGUCUCCCCGGGAGGUCUUGGAAGACCCUUUUACCUUCACAUGUACAGAAGAGGUCUAUCAUAAGUUCUGAGCCAGGCUGCCUCCAGUAUUAUUACACUGUUACAUUUAGUAGAGCUCAUGUCAUCUUACAUCUUUGACUGGUUAUUUCUCUAUCACUUACUUUUCUGCGACUCCUACCCUCAUAUCCAUCACAUUUCCCCUCUAUGCCCAUCAGUAUUCCGUUUACCAUUCUUUUCUCUCCUUUGUCUCUCGCCGCUCUCCUCGCUGUUUUUCUAGAAUAUUCUUGCCCAGUGUCCUGUGAGUUUCUUGUGUGUUGGUUUUCAACUGAUCAUGACUUUCUGUUCUGCAGACUGGUGUUAUUUUCUUACAUUAAAAUAAAGAUAUAAGUAAUAAA
This is a messenger RNA of Bufo gargarizans (Asiatic toad), 2044 nucleotides long. It is a transcript of the gene CNPY3, whose product is annotated as canopy FGF signaling regulator 3. Gene Ontology annotation, molecular function: signaling receptor binding. Gene Ontology annotation, cellular component: endomembrane system. Bases 67 to 828 code for a protein of 253 amino acids. NCBI's taxonomy places the organism in Eukaryota, Metazoa, Chordata, Amphibia, Anura, Bufonidae. The record is from RefSeq and is a predicted model, not a curated record. The transcript has 7 exons.